AUGGAAAAGUUAUUUAAAGAACUUAAAGCUGAAGAUAUUUGUGAGACUAAUGUUGUGCCUAUUCAACCUAAAAAAGAUACUGCUGUUAUAUUGCCUACUGUAUCUGUAUCUAUACCAAAGAGAUCAGCAUCACCAAUAUUUUCUCAGAAUAUUCUUGAAUGGACACAAACACAAGUACAAGAUUGGUUAUUAGAACAUAAUCUUGUUCAAAUGUCUCGUCUUCUUAUGAAUUAUGAUGGUCGAAGUUUAAUUUAUCUACACAGAUAUAUAAAAUAUGGUCGACCGGAACAAGUUUUAAACAUGCUUCAAGAAGAUUCAAUUCGACGAACAAAUCAAUGUUUAUCAUUAGUAGAAUUAUCAUAUUUUCAUUCAUUAUUGGAUAAACAAAAACGACUCUUGCAAUUAACUAUUUUUAGCCAACAAACAAGGAAGAAUACGAACAAUGACAAAAACGAUUCUUAG
Molecule: messenger RNA, 462 nt
Organism: Rotaria sordida
Lineage: Eukaryota; Metazoa; Rotifera; Eurotatoria; Philodinida; Philodinidae
Source: the annotation of a GenBank genome assembly